AUGAUUCAGUUAAAUUGGCCUGCUAUUGGUUUCACCAUUUUGCCCAACUUGGGAGGAAUUGCAGGCGGCUUUAUCACCAGAAAGAGUAUUAAUCCAUGGUAUGAAAAUCUGAAGAAACCAAAAUGCAGGCCACCAAAUUGGGCGUUUGGCCCUGUUUGGACAACUUUAUACAGUGGAAUGGGAUAUGCUUCAUAUCUUGUCUACAGAGACGGGGGUGGAUUUCAGGGGCCAGCCAAAUUACCCUUAAUUGUCUACGGGGUUAAUCUCGCAGCUAAUUGGGCAUGGACACCAAUUUUCUUUGGAAAGAAGGAUGUACAACUGGCUCUCAUUGAGAUUCAGCUAAUAAACGGCACAGCUUUGGGAUUGACAUACCUUUUCCACAAGAUCAACCCUACAGCUGGCUACCUUAUCGUACCAUAUUGCAUCUGGUUAGGUUUGGCCACUGCCUUAAACUACUGCAUUUGGAGAGACAACAAAACCCCACCAGCUAUAACUGAAAUCAAAGAGCAAUAA
This is a messenger RNA of Diabrotica balteata, 513 nucleotides long. NCBI's taxonomy places the organism in Eukaryota, Metazoa, Arthropoda, Insecta, Coleoptera, Chrysomelidae. The record is from the annotation of a GenBank genome assembly.